Messenger RNA from Pieris rapae (cabbage white), 2388 nucleotides. RefSeq names its product E3 ubiquitin-protein ligase MSL2 (gene msl-2). Gene Ontology annotation, molecular function: ubiquitin protein ligase activity. The record is from RefSeq and is a predicted model, not a curated record. Bases 110 to 1420 code for a protein of 436 amino acids. The transcript is spliced from 4 exons. Gene Ontology annotation, cellular component: MSL complex. NCBI's taxonomy places the organism in Eukaryota, Metazoa, Arthropoda, Insecta, Lepidoptera, Pieridae.
GUAAACUAGUCAAACUCCAAAGCGGCUUUUUGCCCAGUGUUAUUUUGUGUUUUGGUGUAUAUUAAUUAGACUACAACAGUUUCUCAUGUAAAAUUCUCGCUAUAGUUAAAUGAAGAUGAAUGCUACAAGUUUAUACACAUCAACUUCAAGAUUAAUACUGUUAGCUGACCCAUCGGAUAAAAGUUCUUGGUCUGAUUUAUAUCGUCUUGUUCCUUAUUUAAGACAAUCAUUAUCAUGUACUGUUUGCGGAAAUUUACUAAAAGAGCCUUUUACUCCUGAAAGUUCUAAUUGCCAGCACCAUGUGUGUAAAAAUUGCAUAGGUGGAAGAAAGAAAUUAAAGCCCUCUUGUGGUGAGUGUAAGGAUUAUGAGGAUUAUACCGAAAACAGUCUGUUAAGGACUCUUCUUCAAUGUUACAAAAAACUUUGUGAGUAUUUUAUGGAUACAGAAACAUACAGAGUUUUAGUAGAAGAAGAUGCUUCAGUAGUUGGGCAAAAUGGUGGUGUUGUUGCUAGUUCAGGUUUGAUAGAUUUGAUAAGGGAGGGAGCCCGUUUUGAUGAUGAUUAUAAGUGUAAUGCUGGCCUAUCAAAAUCAGCAUAUAGUAUUUUGCCAUGUGUCUAUAACUCUUCAUCAACUCAAACCCAGGCUGCUUCAUCAUCAACUAGUAUAGAAACAAGGUCAUCUAAUAAAUGCACCACCAAUAACAGAGAUAUAUCCAAUGGAUCUCCUUUAUAUUCAGUUAUGUAUGCAGGAUCUGGCAACAAAAUAACAAUUAAAAGAAAAAAUGCUGAUGACACAGAAGUAACACAAAGUGAGAAUAGCUUACUAGAUGGCAAAGUGAAUCAACUUCCCUUUAAGAAGCCUUCAAACCGAUCACGCAACCCUGGUAGUAAAAGAAAAGGUUGCCGUUGUGGUAAUGCAACAGCAACUCCUGGUAAACUUACUUGCUGUGGUCAGCGUUGUCCCUGUUAUGUUGAGAGUAAGCCUUGUACCGAAUGUAAAUGUAAAGGUUGCAGAAAUCCACAUAGGGCAGAUGGAUUGAAGGUUCGUCCACACUUACCACAUAUAGAUACCCUACAAUUAUCACUUAAUAUAAAUCCAAGUAGUUCACCAUCAUGUUCAGGAUCUAUGGACAGUCUCGAUACUGAUUCACUUACAAUGGAGGCCAUGGAAGAAUCUCUUGGGUUCAGUACAGAUUAUAAGUCACCGAGUCUCAAAGUAUACACAAGCCAAAUACAAGAAGUGUCGGCAUCCUUACCAGCUACAAUAUUAAUGGAUGAAGAGCUCCCAGCCUCUCCUGACAAUUUAAGCUCUCCAUGUGAAUAUGGUCAGUAUUCUCCGAGAGGAACAAAUGAUACUGAGCCAUCACCUCAAUCCACAGGCACACAGGAUAUAAUGAGUGACCCGGAAUUAGAUGCAUGACAGUCAAUUUCUGUUACAAAUGACUAGAAAACCUUUUUUUGUGAGGAUAUCAGACAUACUGCGCUAAUAAAUGCAAAAUAGGAUGUACAGUUCUCAGUGACAAAGUGGUAAAGAUCUAUUAUAAAAAUAAAUAUUUUAUGUGACCUACUCUCAUCAAACUGUCAAACUUUCAUUAUUAACAUACAGAAUUAACUUUAAUGACAAAACAUAAUAACACACAAUUGUUUUUACUUUACUUACUCAAUUGUCUGUACCAGUAAAUAACAGUAAAAUCUCCUUGAAUCCUACAAAAUAAUAUUCAAUAUUAAUUUGUUGGAGAAACAAUUAAAUAUAGAUAUUCUAACUCCAAAUUACUGCAUUAUUAUCAAUGUAAUAAUUUAUUGUAUAUAAGAGUAAGUAUAGGAAAGCGUUUCUAAAAACAAAGUGAAUGGUCUCAUUAUAUGUUUAAUAAUUUUAACUGUAACUGGAGUUAUUGUAAAUUCAAUAUUUUUAUAUGCACAUAUAGUUAAAAAAUUGGAAUGUAUGUAUUUUGUAUAUAUUGUAUAAUAAUUAUUUGUUUUAUUAAGUGUGACUCAUACUUGCAAAUACUAUAAUAGUAUUAUCCAUACUAGCAAUUUUAUAGACGAAACAAAGAUGAAAGUAUGCACUAAUUUAUGACAUUCUAAAAUAAGUCUCAGUCAUCUUAAUCCCUAAAAUUUGUUGAAGCAGUAUUUAAAUUGUGACAUUUAACAACACACAUUGUGAUAAGAUAGUAAAACUAGUUAAUAGUUUUUAUAUUUUUAAUUAUCUAAAUAAUAAAAUUAAACUUUGUACAGUUCCAUUUUAGCGAUUAUGGUGUAAGGAGUGUUUUAUUUGUUGUAAGCAUAUGUUUUAUAAAUAUGAUUUAUUAUUUUAGAAGUUGGCAUAUAAAACAAUUCUCUUUAUAAAAACUCGAGUACAAAUAAUGAGGGAAUUGCCUUAAAAUUAUA